AUGAUCAUGUCCGUCCAUGAUACGCUUAGUAGGAAGCGAGAUAUGCCUCAGGAUUUACUUCCGGACCAGAAAAGAUCACGGGUGGACUCCUCCGAUGCAUUCUCCGAUAAAAUGUACUCGGUGUAUGUGAAGUCGGCCAUGGAAUCCAUGGAAAAGAACGACCCUUUAAAAAUCAAUGCAUUGGCGGCAAAAAUCAACUUGCCCCUCUCCCAUUCCGAGUCCAUCUCUUUGACAAACUUUAAUAUCCUUUUGAGGAGCCUAAUAGUAAACGUCUCAAAGCUAGACAACAACUUGUCCGCAGCUCUUGUGGGUGCAGUGUUGCGCUACUCCUGGUUGGAAAUACCAGCUGAAGCAAAGAAUACUCCAGCAUUUGCCACGUUUUUAGACCUCUACUCGCAGUUUCUAGGGGUGCUUGUGUCAUCUCUCCCCAAGUAUCUCCACGAGGUGAUCAAAAAGAUCGUCAAGGAAUUCCCAGAUAUUUCUGGCGAUACUUAUCCCCACCACCGUGUGCUUCAGCGCUUGGUCACUUACAUCCCCACUUGCAUUAACUCCAUCCCUCCCAUGUUGGCCAAGAAUUUUCCUCACCACCUUUCCUCGAAUACUGAGGAAAUCACAAAUUACGUACGCAACUGUGUCCGUGUCAUCUCAUACUGCCCUGACUUGCAGUUCAGCAUUUGGCAGAUGGUGGUAGAAUGCUGCAUCAAGCUCGAUGUGGAACUCCAGAACGAGUUGGAUGAUUUGGAUGAUGAUAGCAUUGAGGAACUCAUAAACGGCGAUGACGACGAGAUAGACGAUGCGGAGAUGGUUGAGGAUCCAAAUGACAUAGAGGUUUACACUGUGACCUCCACCGUCAACAUUAAGAAGUUAGUAUCCAAGCUCGACUCUACUUUGGAACUUCUCCUCCAAAGCACGGCAUCCUCCUUCACCACCGAGCAAAUCGAAGCUGGCACUGGUGUCAAUCUCUUCAAUACCCUCAUGUCUUUGUUUAAGACCCACAUCUUGCCCACUCAUUUCACCAAAUCCAUCCAGUUCUUGAUGUUCCACAUUUCGCAAUACCAACCGGAGUUAGCUGACGCUUACUUGGUUUUGCUCAUCGAUGUGGCUUUCAGUCCAAAUGAGAUCACUGAAAAGCGUCUCAAGGCCUUGCAGUAUCUUUCGUCAUACAUUGCAAGAGCAAAGGGUUUAACAAAACACCAAAUUGUGUUCAUAGUCAGCUAUCUUACAGGCUGGAUUAAUAAGUACAUUGCUGAGAGGGAACACGAAGUGUUUGAAUUCUCCGAGGUCUCUUCGAUGGGUGGAAUGGAACGGUUUAAGUUGUUCUAUGCGACCAUCCAGGCAUUAAUUUACAUUUUCUGUUUCAGACACCAGCAGUUGUCCAAGUCUCCUGAAGAUAUUGGAAACAGCGACAGUGAGUGGGAAUGUGAUCUAGACAAAUUCUUCCAGAGAGUCAUCAUUGCUAAGUUCAAUCCAUUGAAGUACUGUGAUGAGACGGUGGUGUACAUUUUCGCCAAGAUCGCUACCAAGCUCAAUGUGUGCUACUGCUACUCCAUUAUUGAACACAACAAAAGAGAAACAAUGAUGCAGGGCAAUUCCAGCCUUCCUUCGGCUGUGGGAAAUUUCAGACACAAACAGGAGUUUUUGGAUCUUGAAGCUUAUUUUCCAUUUGACCCAUUGGUGUUGCCUAACUGUAAGAAGAUUAUUACUGUUAACUACGUGGAAUGGAAGGAUGUGAACCCAAGCAAUGACGAUGACGAUGAUGAAGACAGUGGAAGCCAUCCCGAAGAUGAUGAAGAUGAAGAUGAUGAGGAAGAAGACGAUGAGGAAGACAUUGAGGACGAUGAGGACAAGGAAGACGAAGCCAAGAGUGCUGAUGAAGACAGUGAUGAAGAGAACACCAGUGACGAAGAGGAGUAA
Sungouiella intermedia is the source of this 1914-nucleotide messenger RNA. Lineage: Eukaryota; Fungi; Ascomycota; Pichiomycetes; Serinales; Metschnikowiaceae. The record is from the annotation of a GenBank genome assembly.